GACUGCUCCUCCUGUAAAGAUGGCGGUGAGCAGCAUCCGAGUCCGGCCGAGCAGGAGCGCGCGGAUCAGAGGUGACAUACACAUACACACACACUCACUUACACACGCAUUAACCCUCCGUUCACAGGUAACUGUACACAUGUAUGACUGUGUGUGUGUAAAUGUGUGUGUCCUCCUUUAAAUCCUGCUCAUGUGUGUGUGGUAGGUCGGAAUGAAAGCGCGGAGGAAGCCGUCCCUCUGGAUCUAAACAGAGGUGAGUUUGAUGUCUGACAUCAGGAGCAUCCACGCUCAGCAUCACCUCAACUCUGUGUGUGUGCGCGCGCGUGUGAUGUUCAAACUUCAUGUCAAAUGUCUGAGUGUGUCUGUCUGUGCCUCCUCUAUGUUGUCCUGAUUCUCUGUGCUCAUCUUCCACACUAACUUUCAAUCCUAAACCUGUUUUCAUGGAGUAUGAAACAUUCUUAGAUGAUUUUGAUUUCAGUCACCUUUGACCUGAGAGCCCCCUUAAACAAGGGUUGUAAAGUGCAACACUGACGCUGGAAAAAAAGUAACUUCAUUGCUGAAGUUAGUGCAGCAUCAACAUUACCUUAUGCAGUUAUGAUAUUGAGCAUUUUUCAACAAUAGGUUUGGGAAAAUAUGCUUUUGCAUAAACCUGAGGGUAAAUGUUACUCUUUGAACCCUCACCACUUUCAUUUAAAUGUAAGUACUUCAAGUAAAUUCUAAAACAAAAUAUAUAUUUACUGUCACUGAAGUAGAAUAGCCUUUACUUCAGUAACAUGCUGUCAAAGUAAUUAUACUUUUGAGUUAAAUAUUUGGGUGCUUCUUCCUCUUCUAUUCAAGUGUCUGUGAGUAAGUCCAAAUAUCAGAAACAUGUUUCCUUAUUAGAGACAGAUGAUGGUGUCUUUGCUAUAUCAGUGAAACACUGAGGAGGACAGAAAUAGAGGCACAGAGAUGCAGUAGAAGAUGAUGAAGAGAGGAUUUUUAUGUUACGACUCUCACAGAUCAGACAGAGCUGUCCUCUCUGUGAUAUUAAAAUAGAAAAUCACAGAGACAGACAGACACUAGAAUUAGAGUUUGUUGCUCCUGGAGUCGACUGUACAAUAAAACACAGAAGAGCAAAAGUACACAAGAGACAUACUCUCCAUGGAAAAUAUACACUUUUCAAAGUGUAGAAGGAGUGUACAAAAAUAAAAGGUUAGGACAGAUACUUAAAUUUGUUCCAAGGAAGCACAUUUUAAAGGCAGUGACACUUAAUCAGACAAAAACAUCAAAUUAUGACUAUCACAGACAUUUAAAUGCAUCAAAGCAUUCAGAAAUUAUAUAUAUAUAUAUAUAUAUAUAUAUAUAUAUAUAUAUAUAUAUAUACGAAAACAGUCUCAAAGGGGUUGGGAGAAAAACUUACAAAUCAUCAAAAAAUAUGAAAACUUUAUAAAAAUAUUCAAUAUGCAAAAUUUUUAUACUGAAAGGUGCAGAAAUCUAAAAAUCUAAUCAAGUCCCAAUAAAACGAUGAGAAAUGGACGGUCAGUGAUUAUAUAGAAAAGUUCACACAUACAUGAUAGCCUGUAAAACUGUUUUUACUCCUGAUCAUUUUUAUAACACAUUUUUAUCACACUGUAAGGCUGUUAACUCAUACUCAAAAACUCACAAUAUCUUUAUAGUUUAAUUUAUAGCUGGCUCUGCUGUUUAUUGGUCAACCCAGUGGAAUAUUAAUCUGCAGUGAUUUGACUUUGAUCUUAUCGAUCAAAAGCACUUUGUUGUUUCAGCUUUUAACUCAUGAGAUUUUCUGUGUCUCCAGUGUAUAGAAACAGUGUUUGAUAAUCUCUGCAAUUUUUUCAGUGGACUGCAAACCAAAAGUUGGGCUAAUGAUAAAUAAAAUAGUGAAUACAGACAGUAAAAUGACCAUAGGUCUGCAGCCCAGGUGUAACUGAGUUGUAAAAAAAACAGUCUGGUUACAGUUCCUGUGCUGUGGGUACCAGUGUUUACCUUGUGUGUUUGUGUUUCCACGUAAACGUGGUCACUGUUUCAGUUUGACACUCUCCACUACAGUAACACCUGUUUAAAGUGAAUAUUUUCCUGUUCACUUAAAGAUGUAGUAUUAAACCUUGGAUAAAAAUCUCUGUACAUGUUUUUUUUCCUUCUGGUUUCAGAUCCUGCAGAGAAUCUCCAUGAAAUCCUCCAAAAUGUCUCAAGGCUAAGAGAAGUCUCCAACAUGAGGAAGCUGGGACACCUCAAUAACUUUGUGAAGGUUUGUUAAAACCAAACCGGAGCUGUAACGAGAGAUAAUCUCAUGAUCUGAAGUUUGAAAAGGCUGGUUAUGUUUAUGAAACUUAAUCUUACCUAGAUGUUAGUGAAGGUGAAACACAGUGAAGCUGAGAAACUGAAAGAAAGAUUUUGACAGAACAUGAAAACUAAAAGUAGAUAAGACACUGACAGAAAUAGAACAGAGAGAAGAAGGACAGGAGCUGAGUGUGCAAGUUUAUCAACAGUCUGAGUCUACAACAGUCUAAGCCUGUACUAGUUUAAGUCUUCUGCAGUCUAGGCUUAUUGCAGCCUAACUAGAACUGGUCUAGGUCAGAGCAGGCCUUUAUGUCUUAGUCUAUCCAAAAGCAAGGGUCUCAGUUUUGUCCUUAUAGUAGAGAGGUUGAUUGCCUUUUAGAUCUUAUCUGGUGAAUGAAUCCAAAGGAGAGGGUUUUGAUUACCAAAGUUUCCACCUCUCAUACUCCUUUGAGAUGUUUUAGCCGCCUUGAGCAGGUUUGCACAGUUCAAGAGUUGAUGCAGAAAAAAACAUUGAAGUGAAGUUGAAAUAUCUCUAAAGGGCAGAACUGUCAUUUAUCUAUUGUUUUGGCAUUUAUCUAUUACCACUGCUGAGGUACUCUGGUUUGACCAGAGCAUUUCUACUCUGUCCUGAAGCGAUCACCAUUUUCUCUGUAUGUCUGCUCUCAGCUGCUGUGCAGUGUGGGUCACUCAGAGGAGAAACUGGGCUUCACCCACGAGGAGAUCAUCAUCUGGUGAGUGUUUGAACGUGUGUGUAUAUUCAUUAUUCUGCUGCAGACUGAGCUCUGAAUCCUGCUCUCACGCUCCCUCUGCUCAGUCUUAGGUUAGCGUUACUGAAUGAGGUUAAAGAGGUUCGAGCGGCAGGACUGCGAGCUCUGCGUUACCUGAUCAGAGACAGCAGAGUGAUGGAGAAGGUGCUGAGACUGCAGGUGGAUUACCUGAUCGCCAGGUGAGUCAUUUUGACACGAUGUGAGGAGGGUGGGAGUUUAACAAUCACAGGUUUUUAUGCAAGUGAGAGGGAGCUGUGUGUCUUUGUCGUGCUUUCCUGUACUCUGAAUAUCAAACUAUCACUGCAGCUGUUAAACGCAGAUCUGAGGGUGUAGCCAGAGGGGCUGCAGAUUUCAGAUUCAGCUUUCUCUGCAGUAUAAUUAAGGGUUUGAAGUUAAAGUCACUCAGUUUCCAGCUCAGCAUUUGAAUUUGUAAAAUGUUUUUAACUUCAUUCAGAGACUUCAAAAUUCUUAUUUCUUUAACUGUGAAUUAUUUAAGGAGAUUUAUAAAAAACUGAGUGUAUUUUUUUUUUACUUCCAGACCUGGACCACCUAAAAUUCCACUGUCUCACAGAUAUGUUUCUUCCUUAUUUGAUUGGUCCUCUUGACUCUGUCUCAGGUGCAUCGAUAUUCAGCAGAGUAACGAAGUCGAAAGAACUCAGGCUGUCAGACUGGCUCGCAAGGUGAGAUCUGCUUUUAACUCGGGAUUCAGGAUAUUGGAUUUUUUCAGAUAUUCGAUGCAUCAAGAUUUCAAACUAAUUUUGUCUGACGCUGACAUGUAUACCUAUUCAUAUGAUUUCUUUUUAAAUACAAAAUAACUCCCAGUGUUUUCUCACUAGAAAUGACCUUUUGUUUUACGGCGACUGUCUAUCUGUUCUAGAGGCAGACAUAAAACAAGACAAGCACCUGUAUAUUUUUCCAUACAGAUAUGUCAUGUGUUGGUACACAUUGAAACAACUUACCAGAUAAUCAUACCUCUUCACUAACUUUCCUCCAGCUGAGCUCUGUUUUAUCACUCUGAAUAUCUAUUCUGUUAACAGACAAUAAUUAAAUAUUCAAGAAAGUUUUUUUAUUUAAAAUUCCAAAAUAUUUGACACUUUUGUCAAGAAAAAUAUUGCAAAUAAUAGCUUAAUUUGCCAAUAAGCAUUAAAAUUUCACAUUUUGUUGUAUUUGAGGUUCAGCCAGAGGCCAAGGAGAGGGUUGUAAGUAACCAAACAAACAGAGCAGGGUAAAAAUGCAAAAAUACUCCAUCCUCCAAAAGAUUGACUGCAGCUUUAAAUGAAAACAGCGACAUCUGCAGAAAGUGUUUGCUAAGUUAUAAUUUAACAUGACUAAGGGAGAAGUUUGAGCGGACUAAUUUUAGAUAUCAGGAGCUAUUUUUAAUUCAUUGUUUUUUAUCUUAAGGCUUAUGCAGCAGUCAAUGUUGAUUUUUUUAACAUGUGCAACAGAUUGUAAUGUGUCUAAAGGUUCGAGCUCUCUCUCCGUCUGCACCUGAUUUUAAGUCUGAUAGUUGUGAGGUGAAUAUUGAUCCACCUCACAGGAGAGCAGAUAUUUCAGUCUGAACCAAAAUACUCCAGAAACACAGACUGUGCCCUACUUACACACACGCUGACUUCCUCUGUGUGUGUGUGUGUGUGUGUGUCCUCUCACAGAUGAUCAGUGUGAAUGCUCGUCUCUUCCCUUCUUCUCUCACCAACUCACUCAUCGCCGUGGGGAACGACGGGCUGCAUGAGCGAGAUCGGAUGGUGCGAGCAUGCAUUGCCAUAAUCUGUGAGCUGUGUGAGUAAGCGAGCUCGCACAAACACACACACAAACACACACACACACACACACACCCACAUCCUGACGUCAGCGCUGUCACAGUGUGUGUGGCCUCUUUAUUCGGCAGCCUUAAAGAACCCCGUUGUGGUGGCCCAGCGGGGGGGUCUCAGCACCAUCCUGAGGAGUGUGACGGCUUGUCAGCUGAUCCGGAUCAACGAGGCUCUGAUCACUACCGUCCUGCACCUCCUCAACCACCCACACACACGCUGCUACGUCCGCGCUGAUGUGGAACUCGAGGUAGAGAAACACUCUGACAGCUUGUUUCUAAUGCAACUGCUGGUUUUUAACACCAAACCUGACCCUGUGUGUUUCAGCAAAUUCUGGCCCCAUAUACAGACUUCCACUACAGACACAGCCCUGAGUCAGGGCAGAUAAAGUGAGUCCACAUGGUUUGAUCAAACAUUUUUCAUCCUCCUGACAGUGUGGAGCAGUUUUUUUCCUGAUGGUUUGUUGUUAACUGUGUUCAAUCUUCACAUUCAGGGAGGACAGACAGGCUCAGUUCACCGCCAGUAAAAUGUCCAUCAUUGCUUCCUUUCGCUCCUGGUCAGGUAAAAACUGCCGUUUAAACAUCAGUCAUGUUUUCCCUCUUCAGACUUUAUUGGUGUAUUUUAUGCACACUUAAAGACCACUGAGGCGGACACCAUGACAUGAACCAGUAUUACCAGUAUUUGUUGCUUGAAUGCGUUAAACAGACCAGGACAGAGUUUGAGAGUAUUUAUGAGGAUGAAUCUGUGGGUCUCUGUUCAUUUUAAUGUUAGUAGGACAGUCAGCUGACUUCAUUAAAACAAGUACUGGAUUGUGACCUCUAUUUUUGUCUUAUAAGUGGUAUUUCAGGAUAUUACAUCCCAAAAUAAGAUCUGAAUUGCUUGCAGUGAGUAAAAAAAACAACAACAAUAAACAAUGAAGUUACUGAAUCAAAAACAUUCACUUUAAAAUGCCUCAUACAGGUUUUUUAUAGUGAUCUUUUCUUUUUCCAUGAGCAGAUUGUUUUCUUCUCAGUAUUAGCACCUCUUAUUUUUGACUUGAACCUUUUUAAACCUUUUUGCAGGUGAAUUAGGAUUAAACUUAUCCUAACAGAGACUUCUUAUUAGAAAUGAGACAUGAUCACUUCCUAAGAUUUGAGUUUUUAGAGUUUUGAUGGAGCAUAUUCUGAAGUUAUUAUUGAGUCAAAGUUUUAGUAACAAAUGUUAGUAAAGUUCAGUUUUUAUCAGUGCCCUGAUUCAUAGAACAAUGUGCUGAUGAGACCAGUGAAGUAUUUCAGUAUUUCAAUAUGACUUAAGUCCUAUAAUUUAAUAUCUGUAUUCUCGUAAAUUUACAACUCUCUACUCUAAAUCUGUGAUUUUAUUCUCAAAGAUUUACAGCUUUAUUGUCUUAUAAAUGACUGUGUAGUCUUAUUUUAAGUCAUCACUUUAUUUCGUAACUUUCAGCUUUAAUGAAAUUAUACCACUAAAGUCUGAUAAAUUUACUCUUUUUAACUUUUGAUUUUAUAUUUACAACUUUAUUCUCAUCAUGUAAGGACAUAAUUGUCCUAAAUGUAUAAGUUUAUUCUCCUGAAUCUGUUGCUUUAUUCUCUCUUAAUCUUUAUUCUCAUAGAUAAAUAAUUUACUGUAGAGGUAGAAAGAUGUCUGUCAUUAGACCUAUGUAAAUUUAUUUGUAUGUAAAUUCAGUCUGUAACAAACACAGUUCUGGUUUUGAUUUCUGUAGAGAAAAAUGUUGUUUUCAAAACAAAGUUUACUCUUUGAAUCCUGCACCAUGAAAACAACACAGAUCCUCCUGUGCUCUCUGUUUCUCUGUGAGAGCCUCUUUAACCCUCAUCUAUUUACAGUCUGCAUGAAUACAUCACUGUGUGCAGUAAACUAACACUAUCAUCUGUGCAUGUGUGUGUGUGUGUGUGUGUGUGUGUGUGUGUUUAUGUGUGUUCCCCCUGCAGGUAUCAUUAACCUGUGUAAGUCGGGCAGCUCUGGACUCCAGUCUCUGAUUGGUUUACUCUGUAUACCAAACAUGGAGGUGCGGGUAGGUCAGACUGUAACAGUGGACUCAGUUUGCUGGUAGAGGACACAACCUUAACACUCUGUGUUUGCAGAGCAUGAAUGUUUGUAAUAAUAUUAUUAUUGUAAUGCUGCAGCUACAGACUGUUUGAAGUCUAGUAUUUCCAAACCUGCUCCGUACGUCAGACAGAGUCACAAAGUCACAAAGUGUUCAGUCAUUGUCACAGACUGUAUUUAUUUAUAAGUGCACCAUUUUCCUCUGAAGGUCCAUGUUCUGUUUCAGGUAAAAUUCUGAAAAAAGUGUUUACAUGCACACCAGAGUAGAGAUGCAGGAAUAUUUUAGUUGACAUGUUAAUCUUAAUAUUCCUAAUAAACCAGUGAUUUAUAGAAACUGGAACAUCAUAACUUUAAAAUAUAUCACGCAUCCUUUUUUAUGAUAACUUCAUGCCCAGUCCACAAUAUGCUGCUGUAGCUCUACUUGUGUUGCUUUUCAAACAGCUUUACGCCAUAAUUCAAUGAGAUCCCUCAUUCACAUCCUCAAUAAUGGCACAUUAGAAUAAGUUAUGUUCUGUGUUUUGUUAUGUUAUAUCAUGUGAUGUAAUGAGUUGAUUAUUUUGCGAUGCUUUUCAUUCAUCCAUAAAUGUCAAUACUUUUGCACCUUUCAUUAUUUCAAAAAACAAACAAAAUACCACAAUCCCUCACAAACUAACAAAGCACAGACUUAAGGUGUCAAUAACUCAUAUGCAAUCAGAAUACGCUGAUUAUUCUGAUCAAAACAGGAAUACGGUGUGCAUGUCAAUGUUAUCAUUAUCAUGUUCAAAUGAUCAGGGCUCAGUCCUCAUGUAAUUUUACUUUCUUUUGUUUGCUUUUGAGUGGCCGGGUUGUUACAGAUAUUCAAAAGAACUAUGCUCCAAACACUCGGCGUCCUGUUUUUCAGAGGUUUAGUUUAUUUGUUUAAGCUGUGAAUGAUACAUAUAAAGUUAAAGUUCCUGUGAGAACAUUUUAACAGGUUAAGAGACUGAUUAAGAUUAAGUGAUGCCUCAGUUUAACCUCCAAAAGCAUUCAAGACCAUCAGUGCCACAACUGCUUUUUUGUCCACAGGGGGGCGCCAACAUGGUCACAAAUCAGCAGUUCCCCUCAGCAGUUUUAAAGCCUGGAGUUUUUUGACAUAGAUACAAAAUUGAAAGAGUUUCAUUGUUAUGCUUUUGCCAAAAUUAACACAAACCAAAAGUGCUUCACAGGAGCGUUAAAAUAAUCCUGAUGGUUUUUGUCUUCACUAAGCAGCUCUCUGAAUUUCUGUCUCUCGCCAACAGAAGGCUCUGUUAGAGGUGUUUUAUGAAAUCUUCCACCUGGUCAAACCUGUAGUGACUGCAGACUUCAAUGAAGCUCUGAUCAGUGUAGGUGAGUAUGAUGACAUCACUCUGACUCACCUGUCUGAGGUCUGGUGAUACGCUGACUCUCUUCCUGUCAGAUCCCAGCAGGUUUCAGGACAGCUGGAGGCUCUCUGAUGGAUUUGUGGCGUCUGAGGCGAAAACUAUUCUCCCCCACCGAUCCUGCUCCAGGUAGGACUUUAAUGCACUGAUUAAAUAUUUGACUGUUUGAUGUGAGCUUAAAAGAAACUUUUUAAAACCUUGAUCGAUUUGAAUUCCUAGGCCGGACCUGAUGGAUAACUACCUGGCUCUGGUUCUGUCUGCAUUCAUCCACAGCGGCUUGUUAGAGGUACCAUCGCUCACGCUUGCAAUUAACUCCAGUCUUUCACCAAGAGUCCAAGUCAGGUCCCAUAAGUUAAUGUCUGAGGUUUUUGGGAUUUCUAGUCUUUGACAGAAAGUCAUAUCUGAAGAUCCCUACUGUAAGUCCUAGUCAAGUUCUAACCAUGAGUACAAGUUAGGUUUUGAGCCUCUUGUUUUUAACCACAAAUUCAAAUUUAUUCUCAAAUUUCUAACCACAAGUCUCCAGUCUUUGACCGUGGGCCCAGGUCAGGUCCCAAGUCUUUUCCUACUAGUAGAAGUCUAGUUUCAGGUUCUGAUCCCCAGUUACAGUCGACAACAGAAAUAGCUGAUUUCAACUUUGAGUCACUCUCAUGAUCAGGCAAAAAUCCAGACAUGUUGUUGGAUUUGACAGGUAAAAUUUCAGGUGGGCUGGGGCACCCCUAGCUGCACCCUAAAUCUGCCUCUGAACCUGCAUCUCUCCUCUUAGAGUCCUGCCUCCUUCCUACAGCUCCUAUAUGCCUAUCAGAUCUAAAGGAAACACUGAUCAGUCCAGGACCCAAAUAACGUGACUUGUGUUUUUUCGUUAUCACAGCAGGCGAUCCGUGUGUGUGUGUGUGGACAAGUGUUGUUCAAGUCACCCAAAUGCUGAGCAAACAGCUUUACAAUCUUUUAAGGAUGAAUGUCAUUGAUAGAAAAAAAAAAUGUGAUGUCAGUAUCAAUCCAAAUAAUCCUGAUAGUGAGUUUUCCUGUCUCUUUGUUUGACUCUGCAGGGUCUAAUCGAGGUGAUCACCAGCAGUGAUGAGGUCUUAUCUGUUUGUGCCACCGUCCUGCUGGGAGAGCUUCUCCACAUGGUGCCCCCUUUCUCUCUAUCACUACAGCAGAUCUAUUUCAUUGAGAUCUCUUUGUUUCCAUUUGCUAAAUUCAUUAAUGCGAUUGUCCUCUCACAGGCGAACACCAUCCUCCCUCACAGCCACAGCCACCACCUGCACUGUUUACCGUCCCUCAUCAACAUGGCCGCCUCUUUCGACGUCACACCUGAGAAAAGACUGUGAGUACCUGUCAGUUUAGGUACUUCAUUUAGGUAAUUCAUUUGCUCAUACAUAAUAUCUGGGAAUGAUAAGGUCCUAAUCUUGGGGCCAGAGAUGAUAAGUUUUGUGGAGGACUGGUGGAGCUCAAGAGGAGUGAGGGUUUCGCUCUCCUCACUGUCUUCGAAAAUAAAUGCAGUCUUGGAUCUAAUUUUUCUGUUUUCUGGUUUGCGCAACUCCAAAUGGAUCACAAUUUCCUAAAUGAACCAAAGACUAUUUUUGGUGCACUACCAUGCAAGUAACAGGCAGUAAACAAAUGUUGUUUUUUCAGGCGAGCGAGUGCUGCUGUGAACCAUCUGAAGUGUUUCCAUGAGAAAAAGAAGAGAGGAGUGCAACCUGAGAGUCUGUACCUCGGCCACAUCCUCCGAAACUCAGGGGCGUCACACUGCUGCAGAGAGCAGAGCCUCAAACCUCACAGAGACAUCUUCAUCAUCAAGGUAGAUAUAUACCUUUACCUGCUUUAUUAUUUAGAUAGAGAGCUACCUCCACCCCAGCUCCUCCUUUUUAUGAUUGUUACCGGUGCUACUCUGUUCUAGAUCCUUAUGGUCUUUGGUGAUGCGUUCCCAUUCUUAGCUCUUUAUGUAUGCACAUGAAAAUGUGUUGAGAUGUGCUGUCCCCAUCUCAGGCUUUAACAGGACGUCGUUAAAUGCACCGUAAAGAAGUGUAACGUCAAGCAAAACAGGAACAUAAACAUACUGGCGAGGGAUAAGAUUUGAAGGGCAGGGAGCUUUUCAAAGCAGAGCCGUACCACCAAAUAUGACUUUGAACAUGAAGAUGAUUUAUUCUCUUUGACUGGAGAGGUCCUGAAAAUUCCAUGCAUGCCUUUGUGGUCCUUUAUUAAAGUCGGAAAUCAUUAAGUUUUUUGACUAUUAAACAUUAGACUACUUUAAUGCAUGUAAAAAGUGACUGAAGCUGAAGUGGAGUUGAAAUGAAAAAUGAAUCAGUUUCUUCAAAAUCACUUCAAAUGUACACAGCUGUCUGGAUCUCUCCUGUUGUGAACUAUUAGCUUGAAAAAGUCGUGUGUUUGUCAUGCAGGACUCAGAAGACGCCCUGAUGUCCCACCUGAGAGAUAGCCACAUCCUGUCCCACAAAGACCACCUGGACUGGAACUGGAGUCUGAUAGGAACCGUUUUAAGGGUACAGAAUAUUUUGCUGCUAUAACUUCAUUUUACUGGAACAAAAGUGACAUAUUUGACCUGGGAUGAUAUUUUUAGUUAGUGGUGAAAAGCUUGGAACUAAACAACUGAGAUAGUCCAUCCAGGAGUGAGCCGGCUGACUUUCUGCUGCUCAGUUUGCUGUCAGGGUUAAUAGAUUAUGAGGCUGGAAAAUAAGAAAUCUGUUCCUUUAUUGAGCUCUGUGUGCACCUGUUCAGGUCAACCCCGAAACACAAAUAGCUGUGACUCCUACUGUACAGGUUUACAGAGCUUUUAAUUUGUGUGUUUUCUUCUCGUGUCCAGUGGCCAAACAUCAGUUUACGAAGCCAUAAAGAUGAACAAAUGCACAAGUAAGCACUCCUUCGUCUUUGUCCAUGUUGUCUUUGCUCUUUUCCAACAUGGUCUAACAGCCCCUUACACAGCUCUGUCGCACAUUCAUAUUUAAUUUCCUGCAGAUUCGUGCACCGUCUCCUGUUGUUCUAUAAGCCCAGCAGUCAGCAGUACGGCAGCCUGGAGCUGGAGCACCCGAAGGCUCGACAGCUGACUGUGGUCGGCUGUCAGUUUGUGGACUUCCUGCUGCUCUCUGAGGAGGUGAGAAGAGACACAGACUGAUAAACACUGCAGAACAUUAAACACAGACUCAAGGCUGUUUCUGCAGUUAUGAUGUCAGAUUAGAUUUGGAGAUGGUUCAUGAACAGCAGAGUCUAACAGAGGAAGGAAGGAUCCAGCAAUUUUUGAGUUGUGUUAGGAUCAUAGUCUUUUAUCUGAAAGUGUCCAAAAACUCAGUCUGAAGAUGCAUGAGCCAAAGUUUGCUGCUUAUCUGCAAAAUUUCAUCAGACAUGCACAAGCUUUUUCGAAAUGAGAAAAAAUAUACAGGAACUGAUGUUGCAGAAUCUUGACUCAUAGUUUCGCAUCGGCUCGGUUAACACUUACCACAGUAUGACUGACAGGACUGGCUGCAGUAUCUCUUUCUGCACAUGCUCAGGGUCAGCUGUGUUAUAGAGUUGUGUGAUAUGCAGGGUAUCAGUACAGCUGAUGUUUCCUUUUUGAAGUGAUUUAUUGAUGUUAUUCAAAGUGACUCAAAAAGCUGAGAGAUGCAUGCAGCUUACAAGCCCCAGGUUGACUCUGAUGCCCUGGGUCCAAUAGCUACGUUUACAUGGAGCCAAAUAUUCCGAAUAUAAUCGGAUUAGAAGCCCAAUCGGAAUGAAAAUGCUCCAUAUAAACACCUCAUUCGGAAUAAACAGGCCCAUUCCGAAUGGAAUUUCAUUCCGAUUCACAGGGGUAGAAUUUUCCUUUUCCCAUUCCGAUUAAAAGCAAAAUCCUGUCAUGUAAACGGUGAAUCGGAAAGUUGUCAGGCUGGGUUCUGUCUGCGCAUGCUCUGUCCUGAUGUAAACAAGCAGUGACGUAUGACUCACAUGGAAACAUGAUGGCGGCUUCCAAGCAGAGCACGAUGCACUGGUCUGCGUCGGAGAUCACGUGAUCAAUCAAUCACGUGAUGUUUGAAGGUAUCACGUGUCUGUAAAUAGCUGUUCCGAUUGAAUGCCGUGGCUCAUGUAAACACCAGAUCAGAAUAGAUCGCUUCCAUGUAAACAGUUCGCCUGGGAGCUUCAAUCGGAAUGAUUAUAAUCCGAAUGAGAAAAAAGUCUGCAUGUAAACGUGGCUAUAGACUGUAUAUACCUGUACUAUGGACAACUUGGUCCCGCCUUCCACCAGAAUACGGAUUUGAAGCUGAAAAGCUCUCGGUAAUUCCGCAUUUUUCCUUCACUUCCUGAAACCAACAUUGCGCAGUAGCGUUGUACGCAUUUGGCGGGAGAGUCAAAUGAGAGUCAAAAAAGGACAAGAGCACCAACUAGUCUUACAAUAACUACAUGUCAACAUCGCAAGCAGGGGGAGAGAAUGAUAUUCUGUGUGAUAAAUUUCUAAAGUUUGUCCACAAUGCUAUAAGGAUUGCUGGAGGAGGCAGGAUUUAUGACCUAUACUGCAGCCCGUCACCAGAGGGUGCUGUUCUCCGGGUGGCUUCACCCAGCGAGGAGGCAAACGCUGUCCAUUCUAUAUACAGUCUAUGUCUGGGUCAUUUGUUCUGGGUGAUCUAGUAGCUCUGAGGAAUGGAGGGCAGAGAUGAAGAGAGCGGCAACUUUUAGAAAGUGUCCUACAAAGAAGUGGAUCAGUAAACUGGGAAGUGUUGGAACAAUCGAGGACAGGUAGACACAUGGUAGUGUUAAAGUCAGGGGUGUCAUGUUCUGGGAGGUUUCUACUGUAGUCUACUGUAAAUCUUAUAUUUUCUACUUUUAACUUGUGGCACAAUGUUUGAAUAAUCAAAGUAAGAUCACUACAUAGCAGCGUCUUAACCCCUCCUCUGUGUUUCAGGAGGGUCAGGUGUACCUGGAAGACCUGGUGAGGGACAUCGUUCAGAGUCUUUUCUGCAUUCAGACAAAGCCUGAGCGCGGUCUGUCAGGCAGCAGGCUGCUCACCACACUCAGCCAGCACUACUUCCUGUUCCUGGGCUCCCUGUCAGCUCACACACAUGGCGUCAGGAUGCUGGAGAGGUGCAGCGUCUUCCAGAGGUCAGCAGACAGCCGACAUCACAGCUCCGAAUGUUUAUUUACACACAGAAUUUAAUGCAGCGUACCGUGCCAGAAUGAACUGUGCUCCUCCUGAGGCCUCGGGGUUUGGUACUACUCAGUCUGUGGAUGGCUUCCUGGCUUAGUUUUGACCUGGAUUUGUAGAUGUGGUGAUGAACUGUGCUCUACACUCCAAAUAAACGUAGAUAUUUGGACACGCUGCUUCCAAGUGUGUCAGUGUAAUGGGACUCAGUGUUUCUGGUUUUAACUCUGAUUCCUCUCCUGUCCUCUGUCAGUCUGCUGGGGAUGUGCAGUCUGAAGAAUCAGGAACACCUUCUGAAACUGACCGUCUCCACCCUGGACUACAGCAGAGACGGUCUGUCCAGAGUCAUUCUGUCCAAAGUCCUCACAGCUGCCAGCGACGUAAGACUCACAUUUGUGCUUUUGAUCAAGAGAGUUCACAGAACAGAAAGGAGUAGCCUCUUUAAAUUCACUAAAAACUAUUCUCUCUGAAGAGGUAAAUUCUGAAGGGGGGACUUUUUCCAAAUUUUAGAGUAACAUGAUCCUCUCUGUCCGUCUCUAGUCUCCUGCUAACUCCUAUAACUCCAUUACAGACCUGCAGGCUGUACGCCACCAAGCACCUGCGUGUCCUGCUGCGGGCAGGCGUAGAGUUCUUCAGUAAUUGGGGCAUGGAGCUCCUGGUCACUCAGCUCUAUGACAGGAAUAAGACGGUUUCCAUGGAGGCGCUGGACAUCCUGGACGAGGCCUGUGAGGACAAGGUGAGGGACGAAAAACCCACAUCAAAUAAAGGUUCACCUGGAGGUCUGAAGUUACUGAAGCAGCUUCUGUUUCCUUUGCAGACCAACCUCCACGCUCUGACCGAGAUGAAACCUGCUCUGUCUCACCUGGGGGACAAAGGUGUGCUGCUGCUGCUCAGGUAGAUGAACACACAUUAGUCCGAUUGGUUAUCUUCAUAAAUAUGGGUGGAGUUUGAUAGUGAGAAUGUUUUUUUUGCUGUCUGGUGUGUAUAAAUGAUUCUUCAGGAGACUUCUUUGCCUCCUGUGAACCAUAACGCUUUAUUAAACUGGAUCUGGGAGUUUCUAUCAUUAAAUCAAGUUUAUGUCAAUCAGGUUUAAUUUAACGGUUUUUCUUGUCUCGUCCUCAGGUUUCUGUCAAUCCCAAAGGGUUUCUCCUACCUGAGUGAGAGAGGAUACAUCUCUGCAGAGAUGGACAGAUGGCAGAAGGUACAAAUAGAGCAGCUCACAGUCAUUUUUAUAAGCCUGUCAGACAGUAAAAUAACCUGAAACAGCUGCUCUGUGUGUGUGUGUGUGUGUGUGUGUGUGUGUGUGUGUGUGUGUGUGUGUUGUGCGUGUGUGUGUGUGUGUGUGUGUGUGUGUGUGUGUGUGUGUGUGUGUGUGUGUGUGUGUGCAGGAGUUUAACCUGAAGUAUGUGGACCUGAUAGAGGAGCAGCUGAAUGAGGCUCUCACCACCUACAGAAAACCUGUUAAUGGAGAGGACUACGUUCGCCGCAGUAACCAGAGGUCAGUGACCCCCUACAGCCUCUAAAUUAUAAUUAUAAAAUUAUAAACGCCUUCCUUGACUUAGAAAGAUUGGACAGGUGUUGCAAAUUGGCAUUUUGCUUUAAACACUAGAUGCAGUGUGUCUGGGAUCUGUUCAGGGUUAAAGGUUAUUGCAUUAAUGUUACUGUGUGCCCAUGGUAAAUAAGCAGUGACAUUAUAGCUGAGGAGUUAGCAGCAUUGCAGUUAGAGUUGUUCUGAUUCUGAUGCCAAAAUCGGAAAUUUCUCCGAUACUGCUGUAAAUACUGGCACCAGUAUUGGCGAGUGCUGGAGUCCAGGCACCAAUCCGAUACCACAUAAUUUAUUAAAUUAGAAACUCUUUUACUGGUUACUUCUGCUAGCUCUGUUUAUAUUACAUUGUGCCUGCACUUAUAUAUAUAUUUUUUUCACAUAAUUAUUCCUAGAUUUAUUUAGUUAAAUUGCAUUUGCUGUUUUUAUACUGUUCUAUUUAAAAAUAAAUGGCUUGAAUUUGUUGCAUUUAUUUGUGUUUUACAAAGGGUUUAACCUGAGCCAGACCUUAAUCAUAUAAUCAUAUAAUCAUAUCACAGUCAUGCAGGCCUGGUAUGAUAUAUAUAUUUUUUAUAACAUACUGGUAUCAGAUCGGUACUUGGUAUUGGCCAAUACCCACAGCACAAGUAUCGGAAUUGGUAUCGGAGGGAAAAAUUGGUAUGGGAACAUCUUUAAUUGCAGUCAGCUCACAGCUCAGUUAGUAUUUUGAAAGAUUAUCAGUUUGGUUCAGUGUCUUCAGGCCGGGCUGUCCACAGCUUAGAAGAAUUAAGUUCAUGUACGCACUAUGCUCUGUGUGAGAGUGUACUAACUAAAUGCAGAGGAUUUAUUUCCGUGAUUUGAUGCAGACAGGUUGUGUUACUGUAACUGUGCGGCUUCAUUACUUGGAUUUAUUUAAAUAACAUCACGGUUUCAAUUGUUCAUAUCAUCAUUGCUGAGGAUCCAAACUGCCUUCGAAGAUCCUUGUUGGGUAGUAAUUGUUAAAAGGAUGUAAAGCUGAUAUAUUUCAGGAUGUUGUGCAUUCCAGGGGACAAUAACCUUAGUUUUAAAUUCAAUUGAUUUUCUUUAACUUUAAGUUCCUGAAUAAAGGAGCAGGAAGGCAAAAUGAUCACCACAGAGUUUAGACUGAGGAGCUGUGAAUCUGUGACUGCACAUCAGUGUUCAUACAAGAUAGCCAAAGAGCCAUAAAAACAUCAUUAACAGAUAUGGUUACCUGUGUGUGUAUGUUCAGCAGGUCACAGAGGCCUCAUGUUUACCUGCCUGUACACCUGUACGGUCAGCUGGUUCAUGAUAAGUCAGGCUGUCAGCUGCUUCAGGCUCAGGUGAGUUGAUCUGCUUGUUGCUUUGAUAGGACUACCCUGAGCAGGAUACAACUGUAUGUUUAAAACAAUGUCCAUAUCAGGAUUGUGGUCAUAAAAUACAAAAUGAAAAAUAUAGUAUAUAUGUAUAUGCUGUAGGAAGGUGCAGUGAUGUGGAGGGGGCUCUGGAAGAGAAACUCAGCAGCUAAUUAUCUUAAGAAUCUCUCCUGGUCUGGGGUCUUUAACCUGUGGCUUUGAGUUAGCAUGCAGUUUGGUUCGUCCCUGCUGCAGGAGUUUGGAAAGACUUGUCAUUCUUGUCCUUUCCUGCAACAAAUUCAAGUUCUUGUUCAUGUCUGCAAGCCAAAAAAGACGCCUCUAGCUGAGUGCACAACACCUGAGUACGCCUAGAGAGUGUUACUGCAUACUGAUAGUUAGAGAGCUUAAAGUUAUGCUAACAAUGGGAUAGUGGUUAGUUAUUGAAAGUCAUGUAAUAACUAAUUUCGAUACUUUUGUGCAUUAUAUAGGUGUGAGAUUCAGCUGCUGUCUGAUGGUAGUCAAGGAAGGAAAACUCAACAACUGUGCUGCCAUGAGUUGUUUGAUUUAACUUGAGUUUUUACUUUCCUUCUCCUCCUCUUUUUCUUCUUCCUUCCUUCCUCCUUGUGCAGAACAUCGUCCCUGAUUUAAGCUUCACCAUUCGCUCCCCCGUCCUGGACAGAUGGGAGGGGAUCAAACAGCUAAAGGCAGCUCUGUGGGCUCUGGUCUGCAGCUUUGACUCUGUUUUAUUUAAUGAUCUCUGACUCUGAGGACAGAACAGCCUCGGUUCAUGCUCACUGGUUGUUUAUUCUGCAGGGAAACAUCGGCUCGUCCACCUGGGGUCUGAACCUGCUGCAGGAGGAGGGUGUGAUUCCUGACAUUGUGGAUCUGGCUCACAGCUGUGAGGUCCUGUCCAUCAGAGGGUACGGCUCCUACAUGAGGCUGAUUUUACUUCAUCCAUGAAAUAUAAAAACUGAAUCAGAGCCACAGAGUCGGUCACUGUGUGUCUUUGUGUGUCUGUGUGUGUCUGUGUGUAUCCGUCUGUGUGUAGGACCUGUCUGUACGUGCUGGGUCUCCUCGGUCAGACUCGUCAGGGCUGUGACUUGUUAAAGCAGCAGGGUUGGGACUCGGUGAGACACAGCAGGAGGACUCUGUGGCCUGUAGUCCCAGAAGAGCUUGAGCCUCAGUCCAGAUCCUCAGACCUGCCUCCCUUUGAGCCCAGCAGAGCCCCCACAGAGUCCACCAGGGACCCUGCACAGCCCAGUAAGACCAGAGUGUACAAUACAGCCACAGAUUAGGUUUAAAGUCUCCAACAGGUGUGUGACACUCUACUGUGUGUGUGCGUGUGUGUGUGUGUGUGUGUGUCUGCAGGUGUGUGUGUGAUGGAUGCUGAUAGGCUGCAGGAUUCCGACCCCCCAGAGGACUCCUCCCCCUCCUCCUCCUCUAUGUAUGUCUGUCCCAAGCUGAUGAAGGAGCGUGGCCCCCUCACCAUGCUGGCGUCCUGCAGCCUCCGCAGCCGCCUCCUGCACUCGCUGUCCCUCCCCGGGAAGAAAUCCUGCACCCCCCCUCCCCCUGAGGACAGCAGCCUGGAGUCUGGGGGGGAGCAAGGGGGAGAGCCAGGGGAGGAGCAGGGGAGAGAGCAGGGACUUAAGGAGGAUUUCUCUGUUUACAACAACCACCACCUGCCCCCCUCAGGUGGAGGGGACGCCUGCUGUGAGGAGAACCGGGGAAGCAGCCCCAGCCUGGGGGAGGGGGAGGUGAACGGGUCAGGUGAGGUAAGUGGGUUGGGGGAGAACCAGCAGAGGGAGCCGUGCAGCUAUGAGCGUUUGGCUGAAGACGGCCCUUCAGGAGGGGGUGGAGUCCCGUUUAAGAGCCGCAGCCAGAGCUUUAACACCGACACCACCACUAGUGGCAUCAGCUCCAUGAGCUCCAGCCCCACCAGAGAGACCCCACAUCCCCCCACAAAGACCACCCCUCUUUCAAUCCCCAAGUCCUGCUCUGCCUACCUGGUCCCCCCUGGCUCCGCCCACACGCUGCCCCGGCGGGCCCCGUCCUUCAGGUCGCCCUCGGUGAGCGCUCUGAGCAGCCUGGCAGACUGCAGCCUGUUCUGCAGCUCCACCUCCUGCUGCACCAGCCCUCGGGACGCCCUGGGUUACACCACCCUGAGGAGGUUGCAGCACCAGCGCAUCCAGCCGUCCGUGUCCCACAGUGAGGCCCGCGCCUCCCCCGCCAAAGAGAUCCUGUUCACUGACGCCAUCACCAUGAACUCAGGCAGCCUGGACUCCAGACGCACAGCUCAGAGGUGACGGUCAGAAGUUUUUAAAAAUGUUUUCUUAUACUGUCCCAGCACAGAGUUAGUCAGAAUCCCAGUGUUUCAGGUGAGGGAGGAGGACCUUAGUGACCCUGCUGUUGACUCUCUGCAGAGGUCAGGGGUCACUACAGCUGAGCAAGAUUAAAAUCCCUCAAUCAAUCUGACCAAAGACUCAGAAAACUGCAGAAUAAAUCUCAAAAUGUCUCCUGCUGUGAUGGUUUGUGGUUUGGGUUACUGCAGCUCGAGUGAACUCAGGCUGUCAGUUCUUCAAGCAUCCAACAAGUUUCAUUGUUCAAAUAUUCACCCACCACCUCCCAGUCCUCUUCUCCUCAGACCCUCCUAUCACUUCAUUUUAUGGUUUUAUUAACAGCAGCAAAGCAUAGAGAAAACAGCAGCCUAACAAGACUCAAAAUGAACUCCUCCUUGUGCUGAGAAUGUCAAAUUAGACAACAGGAGAGAGUUUCAGGAUCUUCAACUUGUACUGUAAUAAUAUUGGCAUCAAACUAACAACCUGAUGGUGAUCUGGACGGUGGACACACAGCCCUGUCUAUAACUUUUGUUUGACUCUUACUGGUAUUUUUGUCACAAAGAGCUUCACCAAGCAUCCACAAAAUAUCUUAAAAGCCCCACAAGAAGAUGGUUUAAAUGUUAAUGGUUCAUUGCAGUAAAAACAUAAAGUUUUCCCCUUGGAUUCAAACAGAAACUUGUAUUUCAGAUAAAAGUGACGGCUUCAGAGUGAACCUUUCUAAACCGUCUUCAGAAAAGAAGUUUCCAGAAGUGUGAUGGAGAUAUUCUAACCGUUUGGUUGACUCAUUUGCAGCCUGUUCAGUUAUUAUCAUAUACUACACUCACCGGCCACUUUAUUAGGUACACCUGUCCAACUGCUCGUUAACACUUAAUUUCUAAUCAGCCAAUCACAUGGCGGCAACUUAGUGCAUUUAGGCAUGUAGACAUGGUCAAGACAAUCUCCUGCAGUUCAAACCGAGCAUCAGUAUGGGGAAGAAAGGUGAUUUGAGUGACUUUGAACGUGGCAUGGUUGUUGGUGCCAGAAGGGCUGGUCUGAGUAUUUCAGAAACUGCUGAUCUACUGGGAUUUUCACGCACAACCAUCUCUAGGGUUUACAGAGAAUGGUCCGAAAAAGAAAAAAUAUCCAGUGAGCGGCAGUUCUGUGGGCGGAAAUGCCUUGUUGAUGCCAGAGGUCAGAGGAGAAUGGCCAGACUGGUUCGAGCUGAUAGAAAGGCAACAGUGACUCAAAUAACCACCCGUUACAACCAAGGUAGGCAGAAGAGCAUCUCUGAACGCACAGUACGUCGAACUUUGAGGCAGAUGGGCUACAGCAGCAGAAGACCACGCCGGGUGCCACUCCUUUCAGCUAAGAACAGGAAACUGAGGCUACAAUUUGCAGAAGCUCAUCGAAAUUGGACAAUAGAAGAUUGGAAAAACGUUGCCUGGUCUGAUGAGUCUCGAUUUCUGCUGCGACAUUCGGAUGGUAGGGUCAGAAUUUGGCGUCAACAACAUGAAAGCAUGGAUCCAUCCUGCCUUGUAUCAACGGUUCAGGCUGGUGGUGGUGGUGUCAUGGUGUGGGGAAUAUUUUCUUGGCACUCUUUGGGCCCCUUGGUACCAAUUGAGCAUCGUUGCAACGCCACAGCCUACCUGAGUAUUGUUGCUGACCAUGUCCAUCCCUUUAUGACCACAAUGUACCCAACUUCUGAUGGCUACUUUCAGCAGGAUAAUGCACCAUGUCAUAACGCUGGAAUCAUCUCAGACUGGUUUCUUGAACAUGACAAUGAGUUCACUGUACUCAAAUGGCCUCCACAGUCACCAGAUCUCAAUCCAACAGAGCAUCUUUGGGAUGUGGUGGAACAGGAGAUUCGCAUCAUGGAUGUGCAGCCGACAAAUCUGCGGCAACUGUGUGAUGCCAUCAUGUCAAUAUGGACCAAGCUCUCUGAGGAAUGCUUCCAGCACCUUGUUGAAUCUAUGUCACGAAGAAUUGAGGCAGUUCUGAAGGCAAAAGGGGGUCCAACCCGUUACUAGCAUGGUGUACCUAAUAAAGUGGCCGGUGAGUGUAUAUUGCUCACAGAAGCCGUUGUAAAAUCGACCAGUCAUUUUUUGUCUUUUUCUAAAUCCUGUCUGUCUUGGUCUCCGUCUCUGUCCAGGUUCCUUAAGGCUCUGAGUUUUGCAUCUCUGGAUAAAGAGGACCUGCUGAGUCCCAUAAACCAAAACUCUCUGCAGACUUCGUCCUCUGUUCGCUCCAUCGUCUCCUCCGGAUCCUUCAGAUCCACCGAGGAGUUUAUGGGGCUGGCUCUGCCCGUCAACAUCAACAACAUGCUUCAGGUGAGGAGAGGAACCUGUGACAGAGAGGACUUUUAAGAAAGAGGAAUCACGUUCAGUAAACCUUUUUUUGUACCGCCAUCAGAUUAAAGAGACGGCGUAUUUUAAGAAGAGACUGAGUCCACCCUCUGAGGAUCGCUCUGCUGGAUUCUUCUCUGGAGGAUCUGAGGGUGAGAAACACUUUGAUUACCAUCAGACAAAUUUCACACACUCACACACACACACACACACACACACACACACACACACACACACACACACACACACACACACACACACACACACACACACACACAUAGAGAUGUCUGUUAUCCUGCAGCACAGCUUGUGGUCUGUUAGCUGCUCUCUGUGUGUUUUCAGAUUUCAGCGACAGCGGUUCAUCGAGGCUUCGCCCCCAGCUCAGCAUCACUGAGCUGCUGAUGGUGAGCCGGGUGGACCAGAAGCAGGUCCUGGAUUCACAUGAGACUGGCUUGCAGGAUCACAACCAGACCAACUGUCUGUACUGUUCUGGACUGACUGUGACAGGGUCUGGCUCUGAGGACAGGAGCACAGGUGGGACGCUGCAUCAGAGAUAAAGAGCUACGGUGUGAAUUUCCUCCUGAUGGUUCUAGGUUCUAUUUAUUUAUUUGUUCUGUCUCUGAUAGACUCCUCAGAGCCCCCCCAAAGCUCAGACAGACUUAGUCCAGCAGCUCCAGCAGACCAGCUAGAGGUCCUGAUCCAAAAGGAGCCGUCAGGGGGGUCAGGUUGCAGUGACGCCACGUCUCAGGGGUCUACAGGAAGCGGGCGCAGCACAGAGCUGGUUCUGGGUGGGUACCUGACUCAGAAUAAUGACUCAAAGCUUAGUGAAGAUCUCCACUUCAUUGAACUGUCUCCUCGCAAGUCUGUAAAAUAUCUAAUUUCUGUAAACUUCACAGAACAUUUUUCAUUUUCUGUUGGCAGAUUUUUGAAACUCAUUACGGACAUUUCAUUUCUAAGUUUGGGAGACGAAUAAGCUAAACUAAGACAGUCUUUGGCUGGUGCUCACGGCUUAAAUUAAGCCUUAUGAGACAUUUUGUUCCACCCAAAGACAAACACACUUACUAGAACAUACAUUUUCACAGUGAAUGUCUACACGCUGUUCAUUAAUUUGCGUCAUUUUUAACUCUAAAUGUUUUUAAAAUGGUAAAAACUCCAAAAAGUCACCUGACAUGUUCUUUAUAUCUCAGAUUUUGCUGAAUUUAAAACAUGAAAGUAGCACCAAAUUCAUAAUCUGCGGUUUUUCUGCAAAAUGUCAUUGAUUGAUUCAGUCGUUUCGAUUCUGAGCAGAGUUAAUCCCUCAAAUUUAUUCUCAAGAAGAGAAAAUAUUUUAAUUGUCUGAAUUGGCUAAAGAUGAAAAAAGAAGUAAUCAGAUCUGAACUUUCAUGUCUCUGGAUUCACGUGGUUAUUCUGUAUAUAGGAGUCAAGUCAAUCCCUGAAGAUGCUCCUGCUGGUCAGGUUCUCCUGAGGAAAGAGGUUCUCCGCCUGAUCAUCAACCUCAGCUCGUCUGUAGGAACCAAGAACCACGAGACCAACCUGCUCACGUGAGGCUGCAAAGAUCUUAUUAACCCUAAAAAACCCUCAUGAACAGAGCAUGUAUCUGUGCAGCCAUAUUUGCGGCUGCAGACAUCCAUCAAACUGCUGUGAUACGUCCAUACUUGCUCUGUCUGAUCUGUUUCUUUCAUGUGUUUUGGGGUUUCAGGAUUAAGGAGAAGUUUCCAUCUGCGUUUGACGACGUCUGCCUGUACUCGGAGGUUUCCUUUCUCCUCGCUCGCUGCUCCUUCCGUCUGACAUCUCGCCGCUUUAUUCAGGAGCUCUUCCAGGAUGUUCCCUUCACACCUGUAAGAAAAAAAUAUUUCUACAGUUUCUUUAGUCCAGGAUCUUUGAAGCCGUACUGAAUCAAUGUGUCCGCAGGAGGUGUCUUUAAGUCCAGAAAUAGAAGUAUGGACAGGCUCUUAGUGUGUCCUGAUGCUGGUCUUUGCUCUCUGUGCCUGUCGAUAUAUUUUUGAAGCUUCAGAUUCAGAAGUUUCAGGAUUCAGGUGUAAACCUGGUCCAUCUUUAGAGAACCAAACUUUUGGCUUUCCUACAAACUAGAAAGCCUGACUGUUCACUCUUGAAGUGCAGCCGAACAGUGCUGUUUUUCCAACCAUCAGGCUGCUUACAACAGCAGCUCUGACUCUCUGUCCAGGGUCUCUGUCGUCCUGAGCGGAGUUCUGAUUUUCAACCUGACAGAGUAACACUCACUUGAGGAUGGCUAAGCUCUUUAGUCCAUUUCAGGUAGGAUUAUAUACGUCAAGUGUAAAGCAGAAGUGACACUAUUGAAAUAAAUAAAAUUAAACAGAAAUGAAAGCUUUUAACAUCCAAGUCAAAACUCACUCCGAAACAAACUUUGAUGAUUAAUGACUAAUGGAUUAACUGGCAUGUGCCCAGCUCUGACCGCUGUUAUAAAUCUGCAUCUGCUCACUGACUGCCUUUCUGUGCUUCUCAGCUGUAUGAAGAGGCAGAGAGCAUCCUGUCCACGUCGCCACGGAGACCCUCAACUCCGCCCUCUGACACCUGAUUCACCUGACUGCAUCAUGAACUCACCUCUGUGGGGAGACACCUACACCUCCAUCAACUGACUGUAACUUCACACACACACACACACACACACACACACACACACACACACACACACACACACACACACACACACACACACACACACACUCUGGGUUCUGCUUGCAUGCAAAGAUGGACUACACAUCUCCUCCUGUCGUAUGAAAGUGAAGGCAGUUCACCUCUCCGGUGUCACAGGUUUGAGUCUCUGAAUGGUUUUGCUUCAUUUUCAGGGGCAGACAUGUCGUCCAUCUUUUCAUACAGACUGAGUAAGCAGCUCUCUGCACAUUAAGGCCACUUUCUGAAUUAGAUUUUUCCGUAAGCAAAUAAAAAUGUCACGCACAGAAACCUUACUCACUUUUUUGAUCUACAAGUCAGAAAACGCACAAUGGAAGACUGCAAAAAAGGUAGACGAUUGUUCUGGGGUCAGUCUGCACAGCACAAGAUCAUAUAUCCUUUUUAACAUAAGACAUAGUCAGAUGAAAUAAGUGGUCUUUGCCAUCAGAAGCUGAUUUGUGUGACAUUUUUACUGGAUUACAAAUCCACUAAACAUGUGCUCAGUGUGAAGAUUUGUAUGUGUCCUCAGUCUACCUGUGGGUUAAAAAGCACAAAAAGCUCAGCGUUCAAUCAGACAAAGGUAACACCUCCGCUGUGAUGGACCCUGAAGGCCUCACUGUGACAGAGGAUAAUUUUACAGGUGUUGGAAUCCAGAUACUGAGUCAGAGAGACCUGAGCACACCUAAACUGAACUAAACUUUAUGGAAGAGUGAAUAUUUUCACUGAUAUCUCAGCAACACGUUCAUGUGUUCAAAAGUGUAGCACCUUUGUGUCCAUACAGAGUUUUUAGUAUGGGCUUGUGUCUGUGUUACGAUAUCAAUAAUGAUUUAGGUUGAUUUAUCGCACAGAGAGGAGUUGGAGUCAGGGUCCUUGUAUCAGUAGAUAAAUGCUGAGGUUUGCACAAAGAGAGGAGACUUAGUAAGUGUGGUCACAUUCUCCCACAUCUCCUUAGGUUAGCUGCAUAGACCUGAUAGGCACAGAAAUCAAGUUUACAGGCCAUAAGUGAUGCCUGAAUCACCUUAUUUCUGGAAUUGUUUGCUAAAUAAGAUUAACAUUAAAUAUACUACAAUUUUAUGAGUAGAAAUGAAAUCAACACGCUCACUAAGGUGUGUGUUUCUGCAGCGUUGAAGUUAGACAAUCCUUAUAUGUGACUCUGUUGUUCUUGAUUUUGUGAUUUCAGUGACAUUUAGCACUAACACUGAUAAAACACUGACUCGGCUCCUCUCACCUAGUAGCAAUAACUGUUAUACUUUGUGUUGUAAUACUUGUGUGAACAUUCAGAGGAACUUUUUGGGCAUGUAGUGAAAAUCUUUGUGUCAAAGGACAUCAGGGUAUGUUAUUUAUAUAUCUGAUCAAUGCUAAAAAAACUGCCUGCAUCUCUCACUUUAUAUUUAACUGUAGCUACAAAAUGCAAAGAGUGAUUUUAUCGACCAAUGCCGAUUUUGAAGGAAAGGUUUGUAGGUUUGUAACAGAUCCUGUGCAGGAUUUCAGAGCAGGAAUAAAAGAAGAUGUUUUCUAUUUGCACUGAUAUGACUGCUGCUUUAUCAAAUGAAUGACUUUAUUAGAUAAUAUUUGAUAACAAUAUCAAUAAGCACUGUGAACAAACUACAAAAAGAGACUAUUUCUACGUUUUGCCAAGCACAUAACCUGAAUUUUACGCUCUGAAAUAUGAGAAAACACACUCCGAUCAAUCUGCGAGAGGCCUGUAGAGGAGCUCAUGAAGAGUUUGCACAAGUCUAAAAUUUAAAGCUGGUUUGUAUAGUAGCUGUUUGACAGUGAGUGCUGUUUAAAUCUGUAACUCUGCAGCUCUGAGAGGAUUUUUUAUGAUGAAAUGUCAACAAAUUACUGCUUUACCUCAUCCUUAUCUUUAAUUUGAUUCAUCUUUAGAGCUUAAAUUUAACAAUGAAGGACAGACUGAAAGAUUCACAUGUGCUGCUGUCAUUUAUGAAUCAGAUUUACUCUGCCCAGUUCUGUACAAACAGCAUGUUUUAUGACUAAAGCCGUUUAAUUUAGCAUUACUAAGCCCUAAAAAAUUACUUCAGGUCUAAAAUAGGUUUAUAGUGUGAAAAUGAAAAAACUAAUGGCUGAAAAGUAAAAAAGGAAUUAAGUUAGAUUCUUUUAGAGAGCUUAGUCUUGAAUAGAUUUGCCGUUAGGUUUGAACAAGAAUCUCUGUCUUAUUUAAAGGUCCCAUAUGAUGAAAAACAGGUUUUUCCUUGCCUAUACAUACUGCAGUGCUUUAGUCAUCCUUCAGCUUCUUGACCCAGAGACAGUGGAAAUGAAAAAGCCUCUGCUUUGCUUCUGCAGCCUACUUUCUGGAAAAACAGAGAUAUUAUCUCCUGUGGUGACCUAACAACAGGAGUGACUUACAUGUGUAUGCAGUAACAAUCCCACUUCUCGAGCAGCUCUGCUUCCUCCUAAGAUAUUUACUACAGUUGCUUUAGUCUGACUGAAAUAACAUCAAACUGAACUUCCAAAAGUCAGACUAUCAUACCUGAAUAACAUGGAUUUUUUUCUGUCAUAUGUUCAUGAGACUGAAUUGACAAGGACAAUAGUUCGGUUAAAUUGCUACAUGGGCUUUAUUAUGGGCCAGCUCCAGUUGCAUGUGGUGGUAUUAGUGGAAUCAUACGCCACAGCUUCAGUGAGUAACCCUUGUGUCUGAUGAGUUAGACCUCUUCAGAAAACACAUCUUAGAAGCCCUCAGCGUACCAGGUUGAAAACAAAUGGACUAGUCGUCUCACACAGCUGUAUCCUCUAAGAGUACAAACUGUGCUGUUGUGCAGGGCGAAGGUUUCAUGCAUACCUGCAGGCCAAUGAGCCACAAACUUCAGAAACAAACACCCCACAUAUGUGAUAAUAACAAGCAAUAUUUAUGUGCACUCUGUAUUUACUCAGCUGCUAGGAGCAGUCAGAAGCCGUAGACUUUGUUGGUACCCAUGAAAAGAUCAGAGCUGCUAAAAUAUUGAUGAACUGGAAUUGUUUUCUUCUUUACAAACUGGUUCUGCUUUUGUUUCACGAAUGAAACCAAUCAUCUUUAUUCUGUUACAGCAGCAGACAACCACAGAAAACAGCAGCUCUUCUUUAUUUUCUUCUACGUUUGGCUACAAGUGGAGCUGAUUUCUUAGUUUGUGCCAACCGCUCCACCUUAGACUGCUCCAACAAAGUGGGUCAGCACAAAUCUGGGUUUGCUGCAGCACUGACCCUCAUUAAAGGUUCUUUCCCAACAGUCGCAGACCAAGAAACAGUCAGUGUGCCAUCGCUUAGCUUCAGUUUGUUAAAAGAAAUAUUUGUCUCAGUUCUGAUGCAUCUUCUUCUGGAGGGCUCGCCAAGUUUGUUUUGGUGUUUUCCCACCUCCCCAUCUGUCCUUAGCCAAUCAGCACCGCGUCAAAUUAUCAUAGCAGCCCCGUCCGCCCAGAUCACUGCAUGGAUAAUGAGUCCAGAAACUGAGAGGCUGCAGAUCCUCCAAGGUAGCUGAACUCUGGUCUAUAUUUUUGGAGUUUGGAGUUAUUAAGUAAUAAAAACAUGAUAUGGGACCUUUGAAACAGCAACAACAGAUGAAAAAAAAAACUGUGAAGGUUAGGUUAGGUUUAUUUUGAUUCUCUGCCAAAAAAAAUAUAUAUAUAUAUAAAGUGAAACAUAUCAGAGUUUAAAAAUCACAUUUUUGAGUAGCAGGUAAAAAUGAGCAUAAAUAGAUAAGACAGAUGUUUUUCCUUCAGCUCUUUAUUAUUAAAAACAAAGACUCUUGCCAAGCUCCAUAUGUUAUUCUAAACAUACAUGUUUGAGUAUUUUUACUAAGAAAAUUUAUUAAUUUAAAACCUUUUCUUUUCAUAUCUUUGAAAUGAAUUUUGUUGUUUAAUUUGUUUGACUCAUUUUUGAAGAUUUUAGGAGCUUCACUAAGCCCUGAAAUGACUGCAGCACUAAGAUGCGUUUUAAAAAAAAAUUUAUGUCAUCAGCCACAAAAAUGAUGAAUUCACUCUACAGCAGAAAGAAGAGCUUUAACGAGGUUUGGACCAAAUCCCUCAUUAACAAAAAUCUCAAUUACCUUACACAGGAGCAGAAGACAAAAAUAUGUUCAGACAGAUUUUUUAAAUUAUUUAUUUCACAUUGAUUUGCACGAGGAGCUCAAACAUUUUAAAGUUUAAUUCUUGAGAAGAACUUUGAGAAUUUGCACAAAGAAACUUUGCACUCAAAUUUCUCUUCCAGCUGUUUGUGGCGUAAAAUACCGAGACCCUCAUUCAACACUGUGUGCCAAUUUUUACAGUAGUGAGCCAAAAAUCAAGUUUUUAUUGAAUUUGAUCAGAUGAGACUGAACUGUUUGUCUCUGUACAGAGUCGUGUUUCUUUAUGGAAACAUAAUAUACAGACAUAUGCAAGAGAAAUCUCAAAGGUUGUGAAAUAUCUAUGAUGUUGUGCCAUGACUGAUUUAAACUCAGACUGCACUUUGUGAAUGAACUGUAGCCUCACUCUCCUCUGUUAAACUGCAGACUGAUAAACCUGCUCUGAGCUUCAUGUUUCACUGAUAAAUGAUGUAAAUGUGACUUUAUGUGGAAACACUAAGACACGCCUGUCCAUCUCUGUUAUUUAACAAUUCUGUUCCUACUGUCUGUGUAUAAAGAUUUUAAAGGAAAUGUGACAAUAACAGAUUAUUGCCUGUCUGAAAUGUGCAGACUGCUGAUAUCUGAAAUAAAGAGGAAUGAAAUCCAAA
Molecule: messenger RNA, 28283 nt
Organism: Xyrichtys novacula (pearly razorfish)
Lineage: Eukaryota; Metazoa; Chordata; Actinopteri; Labriformes; Labridae
Source: the annotation of a GenBank genome assembly